AUGCUACCGUUUGUGUUCAACGCAGAUGACGACGGAAAGAGGGUCCAAAACGAGGAGGCUAACUAUGAUCCUAACGCCCAGCGACAACAGAUGGAGGAUUAUUACAAGCAAUACGAACAACAGAGGGUUGUCAAUGCGUAUCAAAGCUCUUCCGGGAGACCAGACCUGGCUGCUAUGCAAGCCCGUCUAGCAGAAACUGAGCAGGCGAUUCAGCGGCUGAAUCAGGAGAAAGAGCAGAACAUGUACCAACUUGCACCACCAGCCAUUCAACAUCAAGUGCUUCCUGAUUUCAAUAGACCUCCACCUGGAUUUCCACAUUUGGCUCUCCCACCACAAUCGGGAGAAAACCAGGGAUCAUCUCGGUCAAGUAACGAUAAAAAACGGUCUCGUUCGCCAUCUUGGGCUCGGGAAGCUCGCCGGUCUCGUUCUCGGAGUCGUGAACGUCGUGGUGGACGUAGUAGGAGUCGAUCUGGAUCGCGCCGUAAGAAUAGUCGAGAUCGAAGGGACGACCGCAGCAGUCGCCGAAGAAGAGAUCGAAGUCACUCGCGUAGCCGUUCUCCACCGUCUUCGGCCAAUGGUUCGCAUUAUCGUUCAUCGUCCCAUCGUCAUUCCAGAAGGCGAAGAUCCAGAAGCUCCAGUAGAGAUAGGGACUGGAACUCACGGCGCAGUAACACUUCGAACAACGACCGGUAUUCGGAAUGGAAUCCUGGGAAUCCAUCGAACAAACUUGCAAUCAUGAAUAUGCCUAAUGACGUUGAUAAUACAAAAAUUACACUAUCACUUGGGAAAUGCGGAUAUCUACCUCAAGAUGUACGCACCAUGACGAAAUUUGAUAAAAACUCCAAACAAAUUCGCACUUUUGCAUUUGUUGAGUUUUCGAAUCUAGAAACGGCAGAACAGUGGAUGGCUGAUUAUCAGGGUUGGUUAACACUGGACGAUGGCAGAACUUUGGCUGUAGAAUACGCGAAAGGCGAUCCAGCCGCUGGUGGUGGAAACAAAGGUGAUGAUUGGAUUUGUGCACAUUGUUCUAUGAACAAUUUUGUGAAACGUCAGACAUGUUUCAAAUGUGAAAUUUCAAAAGAACAGUCAAUGGAACUCGAGAAACUUGGUGCUCAUAUGGUUGGAAUGGCUCCCUGCGAUACUCUUCUUAUACGAGGACUACCCGAUGGAAUCACAAAUAGCCUGAUCUUUGAUAGUCUUGGAGCAUUAGUCUGCCUCAGCUCCAUUAGCAUGAUCAAGUUGUCCGAUUCGAAACGAUUUGCCUAUCUUCAAAUGAAAAGCACGGAGGAGGCAAAGAUGCUGCUAAAUCUGACAUACAAGUCACCAAUUCGGAUCAAAGAAAAAGAUGUUUCUUGGUGCCGGGAUUCGAUGUCAAAGCUAAUUCAACAACAAAUGACGAUGUUGACAGCAGGACCCGGGAAGAAUGCUGUAUACAAUGGGGUUGCUCAAGGAAAUAUGACAGGCGCUGAAAUCGCAGCAGCUGCCCUUUCGAAAGCCCAUGCAGUACGACAGGCUAGUCAUCAAGUUGGACAGAUUAUGACUGGAUUUCCUGCAACUGGUGCUGUAGUGAUCCCUCCGAACUUCAAUGUUCCUCCGCCGAAUAUGGCACAUCCACCUCCUGUACAGCCGUCACAGCCUGAACAUCAGAAUGGGGUCAUUGGAACAGUGCAAACUCCUAAAGGAUCGAUGCCCAAAUAUUUGCCUCCGAAUCCGUUGACUUUCGUUCAUGAUCCGAACGUUGGGUACUACGUGGAUCCAGUAACUAAGUUCUGUUACGACUCUUCGACUGGAUACUAUUUCAACAAUGCAACUGGCCAAUGGUGCACAUGGGAUCUCACCCUCCAAACGUACUUCCCUGUAGAAACUGCACCAGAAGCAGACUCAACAAAACCACAAGAAGAUCCUGCUAAACCUGUAGAGGAAGAAGCUCCUAAAACGGCACAGGAUCUCGCAAAAGAUAUGGCGAAAUGGGCGAAGAAACAGGAGAAGGAUAAGAAGAAAGUUCAGAUUUCUCUUAAAGGAAAAGAAUCAAAAGGACUAGAGAUCAAAAACGUUUUUGCGCAAGAGAAGCGUCGUAAGGUUGAGCAACCAUCAGCCUUUAACGACGACUUUGAGGAAGAAGAAGAAGAAGAGGUUCAGAGUCGUAAAUCAGAGGAAGCACCAUCGUCUUCUUCGUCCAACACUCCAUACGCUUUACGAAAGCCAAAUCUUCAAGAUGUUCGAGACGCAAUGGAAAGAGCCCUCUAUGAUGAAGCGAAGAAGACGUGUCUGCUGUGUAAACGAGCUUUCUCUGAUGUGGAAGUUCUCAGAAAGCAUGUUGAAAAAAGUGAUCUACAUCGAGUUAAUCUUGAAGCAAAACGGGCAGAAUGGGGACGUGAAACUGCUGCAAAGUUGGAACAGGAGGAAGGUGCUCCUGCACUGGAUCUACCGAAAAUUGUGUAUCGGGACAGAGCAAAAGAAAGACGUCGUCAAUUCGGAGUGGAUUCUACUGGAUAUGCGUUCGAUGUGAUGGGUGGUCAGCCUGGAUCUUCAACCGGGAAAAAUGAAGAAGCUAUUCGUCGAGAAAGUGAAGAGGCCUCAAAGCGUCCUCUUGAUGAUACUAACAUAGGAAAUCGCUUGUUGAAAAGUAUGGGAUGGAAAGAAGGACAAGGGGUUGGAAAGCAUGGGCAAGGAAUAGUCAAUCCGAUACAAGCAGAAAGAUUUGUUCAAGGAGCUGGACUGGGCGCUGCCGGGUCCAAAAUGAAACAUGGUGCCGAAGCUAGCCAUAAAGAAAAAACGAGACAAGCUCUUUAUAGCCGAUAUCACGAUGCCUGA
This is a messenger RNA of Caenorhabditis briggsae, 2814 nucleotides long. Gene Ontology annotation, cellular component: nucleus. Gene Ontology annotation, biological process: mRNA splicing, via spliceosome. Lineage: Eukaryota; Metazoa; Nematoda; Chromadorea; Rhabditida; Rhabditidae. The coding region runs from base 1 to 2814 and encodes 937 amino acids. The transcript has 17 exons. The record is from RefSeq and is a predicted model, not a curated record. Gene Ontology annotation, molecular function: RNA binding.